Nicrophorus vespilloides is the source of this 473-nucleotide messenger RNA. RefSeq lists its product as uncharacterized. The record is from RefSeq and is a predicted model, not a curated record. Lineage: Eukaryota; Metazoa; Arthropoda; Insecta; Coleoptera; Silphidae. The coding region runs from base 72 to 398 and encodes 108 amino acids. The transcript is spliced from 2 exons.
UAUAUUAUAUUUUACAUCAUAGCGAGCGCGCGCUGUCAAAGUCACUAGUUUUGUGUAGCUUUUUCGGAAGGAUGCAUUUGAUACAGAAAUUUCCAGCGUUUUUACAUCAAGUUCAUGGGUAUGGUGCACUGCGUCAGAUAAUUCUUACUAAUGACACUCUUGAGGCGGUCACUCGGCUUCAGAGGAAGAAAUGUCCUCGACAACCAAUCGAAAAGAAGGCACCGCCCAACAAACCCUGCGAUCGACCUACUCCGAUCUGUCCUUCCAAGAACGAACCUUGCGGUAAACCUAAUGAUCCUGAUAAGUCAAAGCCGAAAAAGAAAAAGUGCCAAACAAAAACCUAUCCAUCUUUUUUAAAUUUUACACCGAAGGACGUUAAAUUUAUUUGUGCUCCCUAAAAGAAAAUCGAAUCGAAUGUGUCCUCAAGCUUUAAUUUUUAUUUUGGAAAUAAAUUUCUAAGAUCUUUUAAUCGG